AUGGGUGUGGGUGUGGCUCCUCGGGCCUCAGUUACGGAUGACAGAGGCACCGUUUCAUGCUCAUCAGAGGCCAGGCCAGAGGCGCAAAGGCAGAGCAGUUCACUCCAUCCACGCCCUGUGAGUGCGGUGCGAGCAAGAACCACUUCGAUCGGCGUGGGCGAGGGUUUCGCUGCAGCGCGUCCGAGUGCGAUCGCCGCCUUCCGUCUUCUUCCAUCCUGGAACAAGUGCGGCAGUGGGGCUUGGCACUCCACGGCUCCACUCCAAGCAAAGCAAAGGGAUUCCAAGUAUCAGUACAAUGGUGACGAGCAAAUCCUCGUGGAGCCAGGAUUGCCAAAAGGACAUAUUUCGUAUGUGCGAAACAUUAAGGAAGGACUACCUCUCUUCCUCUUCAACUAUGAUGAUCGAAGAUUGUAUGGUAUUUAUGAAGCUGCAGGGAAUGGAAAGUUCUGUCCUGAAUCAAAUGCAUGGUCACAUGAUAGCAAGGGCAAAACAAGCUAUCCUACCCAGGUUGCAAUGCGGGUAAGGGUGUGGUGUUUCCCGCUUGCUGAGAAUCAGUUCAGAAAUGCUAUUGUAGCCAAUUACUAUCAGAACACACCCGGUGUCCCUGGCCAGAAGCUCCAUUUUUUCAAGUUUGAAUUGGAUCAUGCUCAAACACGUGUUUUGAUGGAUAUGUUUACUCCUUCUCCUUCUCCCCCCAAUAAUUUCUGGAUGCCCCCUGCCGCAGCACCAGCUGAUGAGCAUGGGAGAGAAUUAGUGCUGUCACCUGGAUGGGCACUAGAGUUUGAGGGGAACAAUCUCCUCAAAUCAGAAAAGGUUGUAAAGUCAUAUGCAGACAUAGUAAAGAAGAACAAUCUUGAGGAAGUUGGGACAAGAGAUGUGGAUGCAGAACAUUCAAGCUCAGGUAAUGAAUCUUCUGGUGGUUUCGAUGAACUGGAUUGUCAACACACAUCACCAGAGAGGGAGAACUAUGCACUAUCAGAUAGGGUGGUUCCAGUGCAACAACAGCAGUACCCUAAUGAGCAGGGAAAAAUGCCGAGCUUUGAUCAGGUGUUACAAGGGCGCAUGACUUUUCCUGGUCAGCAGUGGCAAACUGGUUUUUAUGGCAACACUACUGAAACCGAAGAUAAUGAUGCAUAUAGCUGCAAGUAUGCCCAAGAGGUCAAAUGUGCAAUUCUGGAUGGGAACUCUAUUUUGCCAGAAACCUUAGAGUCUGAAGUUGAUAAGCUGUCCUUGGGGCAUUCUAAUUUGCUGGUGCAGUUAUUGGACUCUGAACCGUGCACAGAAGCCAAGCUGAUUGAUGCAGUUAAAGAGUUAUCUGGACGAAUAGAGGUCAUGGAGCAGAAGCAGGCUUGGUCCAACAAAGAAGUCAAACAUUUACAAGGGGUGAAUGAGAGGUUACUGAAAAGAAUUGUUGAACUAAAGGGAACAGUUAAGACAUUGAAUUCUAAAAUAGAUCCUUUGACCCUAGACGAUUCACUUAACCAGUUUGUAGAACAAUGUUUGGGUUCAGAAGAUGUCAUUUAUCUAGUUGGUGGUUUUGAUGGCUGCUCAUUUGUGCCAUCACUAGACUCUUUUUCCCCUUCAUUGGACGUGCUAACACCCCUCAAACCAAUGGCUGUUGGCAAGUCAUAUACCUCAACUGUUGCACUAGAGGGCAAGAUAUUUGUUCUUGGUGGUGGUGAUGGUGCUUGCUGGUUUGAUACAGUUGACUGUUAUGACCGAAGCCGUGAUGAUUGGUCCACAUGCCCAUCGUUGACUCGUGAAAAGGGGAGCCUUGCUGGGGUUAGUGUCAAUGGGAGAAUCUAUGCAUUUGGUGGUGGAGAUGGAACCGAGUGUUUCUCUGAUGUUGAGAUGUUUGAUCCUGUGCAUGGAAAGUGGAUAAAGAAUCAACCUAUGCUGGAAAAGCGCUUUGCUCUAGCUGGUGUAGCACUAAAUGGUGUGAUUUAUGCUGUUGGUGGCUUCAAUGGUGUUCAAUAUCUGAGCUCUGCUGAAAGACUUGAUCCUCGGGAGCCUAACUGGAAAAUGCUGCCAAAGAUGAGUGCAGGAAGGGGCUGUCAUACACUUACAGUGCUUGAUGAGAAGAUAUUCUCGAUUGGUGGAUACGACACCGGGGCUAAAGCAAUGGUGGCUACUGUUGAGGUGUACGAGCCAAGGAUGCCGUCAUGGAUGAUGGUUGAACCCAUGAACUACACCAGAGGAUACCAUUCUUCAGCUGUGCUUGGUGGUUCAAUAUUCACCUUUGGUGGGGUGAAAGGUGAAGCAGAUACAAUCUUGGAUGUGUUCCAGACUUUCACAAUCUACUGCAUAAUCGUUCAGAACACACUCUGA
Miscanthus lutarioriparius is the source of this 2328-nucleotide messenger RNA. The record is from the annotation of a GenBank genome assembly. NCBI's taxonomy places the organism in Eukaryota, Viridiplantae, Streptophyta, Magnoliopsida, Poales, Poaceae.